AUGGCUACGCCCAAGCGCAACAUGCUACGCAACUCACGAAGCGACUCUUCAGAAGAAGAAGACGGGGCAGUUGUUCUUAUAAACUUUCCACCAAAGUUGCCAAACACUGGCAUUGCUAAUAAGUUUGGGCCUCUUUUUGCAUCAUCCACAUCCGCAUCUGUGGCCAUUACUGUUGAUGGAUUCGUUUCAGACGAGAAUGAGGAUCAAGAUGGAGAAGUACCAAAGGAACGUCGUGUCAGCUCUGGUUCUCUUAAUGCUAACCUAAACACCCUAGACACCGAUGCUAACCCCAUGUAUAUGUUCAAUAAUGAGGAUGCAGAAUUUCUUUCGCUGUAUGCUGACGAAGUCCCUAUAAGAAAUCCUAACCUUCCAUGUUGCAGCGAAGACGAGGAAGACCUUCUCAUUGAAGAUUCUAUUGAUAGAUUUGCUAUUGAGAAUGAUUCAAAACACGAUACCCAGUCCUAUCUUGCUGAAGAAGAUCUAGAUGAGGAGGUUGAAAGAUGGGAAUCGGCGAGGGCAAUUCAUGGCCAAGGCACUGGUGUAUAUGAUGCAUCUAUUCUGGAAAAUACACACUCAUCGACUGCUUCUCAACUGUUUGAUCCCACUCGCACCUAUGAUGGGCACAAUGCCCAUCAACCCCUCAGACUGAAAGCAAAUCAUCGUGGUAGCCGAUCCUUUGCCUCCUUUUCGACCUCCACCAUUGAUGUAGAGGAAAAUGAACAUAUUUUGAGUGGAAUUUGUGCGUUUUCUACCAAAACACUUUCUCGUCUCAACGACCAGCUCCAUUCUCUCAACUCCAGAGUGUUGGGUAUACAGAAGCGAAUCCAGGAGCUGCAGAAAAGUUUCUAA
Messenger RNA from Mitosporidium daphniae, 849 nucleotides. RefSeq lists its product as uncharacterized. Lineage: Eukaryota; Fungi; Microsporidia. The record is from RefSeq and is a predicted model, not a curated record. The transcript has a single exon. Bases 1 to 849 code for a protein of 282 amino acids.